Molecule: messenger RNA, 2262 nt
Organism: Micropterus salmoides (largemouth bass)
Lineage: Eukaryota; Metazoa; Chordata; Actinopteri; Centrarchiformes; Centrarchidae
Product: stonustoxin subunit alpha-like
Exons: 3
Coding region: 108-899 (263 amino acids)
Molecular function (GO): protein binding
Source: RefSeq, a predicted model, not a curated record
UGUUAAUGUUAAUGUCAUUAAUAAAAUGUUAAUGUCAUUAAUAAUGUAAUUGUAUUACAUUUCUAUUUUUAAUUUAUUGGGAGACAGUUUUCUUCUGUAUCUGCCAUAUGUGGGGGUUUUUUUUGUUUGUUUGCAGGCUGUCAGGCUGUCUGAUCACAGAGGAAGGCUGUGCAUCUCUGGCCUCAGCUCUGAGCUCCAACUCCUCCCAUCUGAGAGAGCUGGACCUGAGCUACAAUCAUCUAGGAGACUCUGGAGUGAAACUUCUGUCUGCUGGACUAGAGGGUCCACACUGGAGACUGGACACGCUCAGGGUCGAGCCUGCUGGAGUCCGAUGGUUGAGACCAGGUCUGAGAAAGUAUUCUUCUGAACUCACAAUCGACACAAACACAGUACACAGAAAGAUCAAACUGUCUGACAACAACAGGAAGGCAACAUAUGUGGAGGAGGAUCAGUCAUAUCCUGAUCAUCCAGACAGGUUUGACUACUGUCCUCAGCUGCUGUGUAGAGAUGGUCUGACUGGUCGCUGUUACUGGGAGGUCGAGUGGAGAGGAGGACUUAAAAUGUCAGUGAGUUACAGAGGAAUCAAAAGGAGAGGAAACAGAGCUCAUUGCUGGUUUGGAGAGAAUGAUCAGUCCUGGAGUCUGAUCUGCUCUGAUGAUGGUCAAUUUGUCUGUCACAACAGCAGAGAAAAAGACAUCUUCUCCUCCUCCUCCUCCUCUGGUAGAGUAGCAGUGUAUGUGGACUGUCCUGCUGGCUCUCUGUCCUUCUACAGAGUCUCCUCUGACACACUGAUCCACCUCCACACCUUCAACACCACAUUCACUGAACCUCUUUAUCCUGGUUUUGGGUUCUGGUGGUCUGGUUCAGAUUCCUCCUCCAUGUCUCUGUGUUCUUUUUAGUGUGACUCGAGUCGCACUAAAGAGAACACAGUGACUUCAGACUUGACUUGUGACUCGUCCUCAAAAGACUUCAGGCUUGACUUGGAUUCGAGGUGCAGGACUCAUGAACAAUAUUUAUUUUUAGGAAACGUCCGAUGAGCUUGCUGUUAUUCCGCUCCCUGCAUUACCUAUAACCUGCCUAUGUAACACAACAACGUAUCUGCUACACACAGCCACAUGUGUGAGACGACAAAAACACAGGUGUCAUGACGAAAAGCAGCAAAUAUAAGCUGCAUUGCCCAGAAAAGGUUUGUCUUUGUGAAACUUUACUGUUUCUUUUAACGGAAUAAUCACAAUUGUGGCCAAAUAAAUGUUUGCAGUUUAUGGGGAAGCCAGACAUGACAUUUACGUGAUUAUAGGCAAUAAUAGAAGCCUGUUGUUGCUGCUGGAUUAUGUGUUUGGUAGGCGUAUGUCUAAUAUGCUUGUUUAUAUUUGGAACAGUCUAUAGCCUAUAAUUAACAUGACUUACUGCUGAGUUAUAUAUAAAAUAAAUACAUGAUCUCUUUUGCAAUUAUCUUUAUGACUCUACAUUAUUUUACUUUCUGGAUACCGACCAAUCCAGUCAUUUUUAUCUGUUAAAAUAACUUGGCCAAUACAACCAAUAACAUGCAGUAAUCCUCUUGCCAGAAAGUGAUCGAAGCCUCUUAUUUAUUGAGGUUCACAGCAUCAGUUGCAGGAGUUCUAGCGAUUAUCUGAUCUCUCUCUCUGAAACAGAAAACCCAGAGUUUCCCCUCAUCUCAGGUUGAACAUUCUCUGAAUUUUCACUAAACUUUCUGAAACGGGGCACUGAAGUCUGAUCUGCUCUGAUGAUGGUGAUUACUCAUCAUCUGUCAGUCACAAUAAGAGAGGAACGUUCUCCGCCUCCUCCAACAGAGUAGCAGCGUAUGUGGACUGUCCUGCAGGCACUCUGUCCUUCUACAGAGUCUCCUCUGACACACUGAUCCACCUCCACACCUUCAACACCACAUUCACUGAACCUCUUUAUCCUGGCUUUAGGUUCUGGUCCUGGUCUGGUUCUGGUUGCUCAGUGUCUCUGUGUUCUGUGUAGGAGGGAGAGUCUCCUCCUGGUAGAGAACAGAUCAGUUGAGUCUGUACAGGAUCACAGAAAUCUUUCAGCUUCUUGUAAUAAAUACAUCAAUGAACUUUGUACAAAGUGAUUCAAAGUGAUUGAACAGAUUCCUCAUUUCCAUGUAAACUUCUUCCACUUCCAGUCCUUUAAAGAUAGAAGCUCUGAUCAUUAAAUGGUGGAAAUGCCGUUGACUUGGACCUUCUGUCAUGUGUUGCUUUGAAUUCUGGCUCUUGUUCCAAUAAAAGCAGAAUGUUA